Molecule: messenger RNA, 1074 nt
Organism: Symbiodinium sp. CCMP2456
Lineage: Eukaryota; Dinophyceae; Suessiales; Symbiodiniaceae
Source: the annotation of a GenBank genome assembly
AUGCCCACGCCCGUCCAUGCCGAAGUGGAGCCACCGGCAUCCUCCAGCAAUGCAGCAGCGGACCUUCUGGAAGCAUCCGCCACCGCAGAGGCGGACCCCGCCGCCGAACCAUCGGGCAGCGUAGCGGCGGACCUAUCGGCCGAGCCAUCCGGAAGCGCAGUGGCUGAGCCAAAGCCAGUCGACGGCAGCAGCGGCGAGGUGGCUGAAGGUGGACCCUCCCCAGCCGCGAUCGCAGCGUUGCUCAAAUCGGUGUACGAGCUGGCCUCUGAGGCUGCGGUGGCCCGCGCCAGCACGGACGGGGCGGCACCAGCAGAAGAGGCGCCAGUGGCACCUGCCAGCACAGCAGAAGCUCUACCAGCGGAGGAGGCAAUGGUGGCGCAGGCCAGCACGGAAGAGGCGGCACCAGUGACAGAGGAGCCGGCAAGUCCAAGCGCGUUUACAGGGCAUCCGUCGUUUCAGUCGGUCACAAGCUACGAGGAGGGCAGCCCUGGAGCGAUUACUGGCCAGCCCUCUUUCCAGACCUACGCAAGCUUUGAGGAGCCGAGUCCAACAGAGUACACAGCGCAGCCGUCCUCACACACGGGCAGCUACGAGGAGACAACGCCUGCACCGGCUACAGCGGAAGCAUCGUUCGAUGCCUCUGCGAGCAUCGUGGAGGAAGAUCCGACGCCUUUGCCGUCCCCUGCAAGCUACGACUGGGUCACUGCUGAGGCGAGCCGCGACACGCGUACCACAGAGCCCAGUACUGAGGAGUCCGAGAUGGAACGGACUUUCUAUCGGAGCCCGGAGGACGAGCCCCCCGAACCGAAGAAGCCAAAAGAGAUCGGCUGGACACAUCUCUCGGUGGCAUCGGAAGAUGUCUUGGACAGCCUCGAAACGGCCGUGCAAUACACGUCCAUGGCCCGGACCUUGCGCGAGAAGGGCCUCCUUGGCCGAGGUAUCAGGAUGAUGGAGCGAGCCCUGGCCAUCGUCGAACGCCGAGAGAUGGCUCACCCGGCGCUGUGCCUGGAAGCUGCGAAAGUGCGCAUCAACUUUGCUGCAUACCUCAGCGAAGGCUGGAAGAGUCGCAGCAAG